AUGGGCCUACAGACUACAAAGUGGCCUAGCCACGGGGCCUUGCUUCUGAAAUCUUGGGUUAUCAUUUCCCUGGGGCUCUACAUGCAAGUUUCUAAAAACAUGGCAUGCCCUACUGUGUGCCGCUGUGACCGGAACUUUGUCUACUGUAACGAGCGAAGCUUGACCUCAGUGCCUCUUGGGAUACCGGAGGGCGUAACCGUACUCUACCUCCACAAUAACCAAAUUAAUAAUGCCGGAUUUCCUGCAGAACUGCACAGUGUACAGUCGGUGCACACAGUCUACCUGUAUGGCAACCAACUGGACGAAUUCCCCAUGAACCUACCCAAGAAUGUCAGGGUUCUACACCUGCAGGAAAACAACAUUCAGACCAUUUCUCGGGCAGCGCUCGCUCAACUUCUGAAGUUGGAAGAGCUGCACCUGGACGACAACUCCAUCUCCACCGUAGGCGUGGAAGAUGGGGCAUUCCGAGAGGCUAUUAGUCUCAAGCUGUUGUUUCUGUCUAAAAACCAUCUGAGCAGUGUACCCGUUGGCCUCCCCGUGGAUCUACAAGAACUGAGGGUAGACGAAAAUCGGAUUGCUGUUAUAUCAGACAUGGCCUUCCAGAAUCUCACGAGUCUGGAGCGUCUGAUCGUGGAUGGCAAUCUCCUUACCAAUAAAGGCAUUGCCGACGGGACCUUCAGCCAUCUUUCAAAGCUCAAGGAAUUUUCUAUCGUACGGAAUUCACUGUCCCACCCUCCGCCUGAUCUCCCAGGUACGCAUCUGGUCAAGCUUUACCUACAGGAUAACCAGAUAAACCACAUCCCGCUGACGGCAUUUUCCAACCUCCACAACUUGGAACGGCUGGAUAUUUCCAACAAUCAGCUGCGGAUGCUGGCUCAAGGGGUCUUUGAUAAUCUCUCCAACCUGAAGCAGCUCACCGCACGGAAUAACCCUUGGUUUUGUGACUGCGGUAUUAAAUGGGUCACCGAGUGGCUCAAAUUCAUUCCUUCAUCUCUUAACGUCCGUGGUUUCAUGUGCCAGGGACCAGAGCAGGUCAGGGGCAUGGCUGUCAGGGAGCUGAAUAUGAAUCUGUUGUCAUGCCCUACCACCACACCGGGAUUAUCUCUCGUCACCCCACCCCCAAGUGUCAUUCCUCCAACCACACAGAUUCCCACUCAGUCCGCAGCUACCCCUAGCCGGAACUAUACUCCUCUGACGCCCACCGUAUCCAAACUCCUCCCCACCGUUCCUGACUGGGACGGCAGAGAAAGGGUGACCCCUCUCAUUUCCGAACGAAUCCUCCUCUCCGUCCAUUCUGUGAAUGACACUUCCAUUCAAGUCAGUUGGCUUUCCCUCUUUACAGUGAUGGCGUACAAACUCACCUGGGUGAAAAUGGGCCACAGCUUGGUAGGGGGCAUUGUCCAAGAACGGAUAGUCAGUGGUGAAAAACAGGAUCUGAGUCUGAUCAAUUUAGAGCCCAAAUCUACCUAUCGGAUUUGCUUAGUGCCGCUGGAUGCUUUUAAUUAUCGCGCUGGAGAAGACACCGUUUGUUCUGAGGCAACCACUCACGCCUCCCAUUUAAAUAAUGGCAGCAACUCCGCUUCCAGCCAUGAGCAAACAACUUCGCACAACAUGGGUUCCCCCUUUCUUCUGGCGGGUUUGAUUGGGGGUGCGGUGAUAUUUGUGCUGGUGGUCUUGCUCAGCAUUUUUUGCUGGCACAUGCACAAAAAGGGGCGCUACACCUCGCAGAAGUGGAAAUAUAAUCGAGGCCGGCGGAAAGAUGACUACUGUGAGGCGGGCACCAAGAAAGACAACUCCAUCUUGGAGAUGACAGAAACCAGCUUUCAGAUUGUCUCCUUAAAUAAUGAUCAGCUCCUUAAAGGAGAUUUCAGACUGCAGCCCAUUUACACCCCAAAUGGGGGCAUUAAUUACACAGACUGCCACAUUCCCAACAACAUGAGAUACUGCAACAGCAGCGUUCCAGACUUGGAGCACUGCCACACGUGA
This is a messenger RNA of Gracilinanus agilis (Agile Gracile Mouse Opossum), 1986 nucleotides long. It is a transcript of the gene FLRT2, whose product is annotated as fibronectin leucine rich transmembrane protein 2. Lineage: Eukaryota; Metazoa; Chordata; Mammalia; Didelphimorphia; Didelphidae. Gene Ontology annotation, molecular function: protein binding. The transcript has a single exon. The record is from RefSeq and is a predicted model, not a curated record. Bases 1 to 1986 code for a protein of 661 amino acids.